UAUUGAACUUUUUUAAAAUCUAAUUUAAAAAUAAACGUUUUUUAAGAUCGCCGAAAUCAGAUGUCAAUAAUCAUUGCUCGCACGUACUACGCGUUUACAUAUUAUAUCGCGUAUUUUUAUACACUCUAGUUAUAUUAUCAUGAUUUCAAUUGAGUAUAAAAUCGAAGGUCCUGUGUAAUUUAUCAACGCACAGUACCGAAACCGAUCAUAUAACGAUGAUGACGCGUGUCACCGAUACAGUGAAAAAUCACCUUUUUUUUGUUGUUAUUUUUCGACGAGGUUCUAGUCACGACUCUCCAGACAAUGUUGUUUUCGACCGUUUAAACUCACUCGUUUGAACGUAGCAGCACCUCAAGUUAAUAAUAACUGCUAAAUAAAUUAAAGAACGACACGAGAACAACACACUUGUUAUUGUCGGUUAAGUAACCGCAAAGGAGUCGACGAGUCGUAUACGCAUUAGCGGGGGCGGCGGGGUGCUCGCACAACAUUUGUGGUGUGUGUUGGCACGAAAAUGAAAAAUAUAUCCAAGUACUGUAAUAAUUCUAGCCGACGCUAUUAAUCUUCUCGCUAUUAUUGAUUCGGAUGAAAACGGAACGGUUUACACGCGGCAGUGUGGUACCUACCCACGCAGAACACGGGCUCGGAGAAAAAUUGUGGUUUUCGAAAACGUAAUGAUACUGCCCGAGCGACGCGACCUGACAAAGCGUCAAACUAUUAUAGGCCCCGCAUUGAUUUCUCGUUUAUAUUUUCUAUUAUUAUAUACGACGACGACGACGACGACGAUAAUAAUAUAAUAAUACGACCGCGUGUGUCGCAUAAUAUGCGCGUGCACAGUAGGAGGGUUACUUGCCCACAGCAGCGUCGCUGCCGUCUACUAUUCCGGUUGGAUUUCGAAAUGAUGAUAUGUACGUCGUGGCUUGUAAUAAUAAGGAGGAGGAGGAGGAGGAGGAGGAGAAGAAAAAGAAAAAGAAAAAAAUUUAGAUUUUGACGUAUCAAUAGCAGCUGCUGAAGAAGCAGAAUAGCAGGAGUAGGAGUAGGAGAAGGAGACUAUUGCUUGACUAUGGAUUCAUCGUUGAUAAGGUGGAGUUUCGUGCUGUGCUGGGCGAUAUUUUCAGAUUGCAAGGACCUGUUAGAGCUGUCGGCCAUCGUUCCCAGAUACGCCAAACUGGGCGAGACAGUGGUCCUGAGAUGCAACCACACGGUGGUCGAAAACCAACUUUACAAGGUCCAGUGGACCAAGAGCGGUGACAAAUUGUUCCAGUACAUAAGAGGACGCGUACCGCCGUAUAUCAAUCACACGAUUCCCGGAGCCAAAAUCGACUGGGGUCAGACAAAACCUUCAGAGUUGGCACUCAUGGACGUACAGCAUGAUGCUUCCGGUCAGUACGCGUGCACGGUAACUACGGAAUCUCCAAUAUACAGUAAGACAUCGGAAUACCAUGACCUUACAGUCAUAAAAAUUCAAAGUACCGAUCCUACGAUUGAAAUAUUCAAAGAAGUGUUCAACGUGGGAGAUAUGUUGGACGCCACGUGCACAUCAGGACCUUCGAAACCUGUGCCCGAAAUCACAUGGCUAGUCAAUGGUCGAAGGCCACCGGAUACGUACAUGAAACCAAUCGUUAAGACAGCGUUGGACUCAGCCUCAGCAAUGAGGCUCACAUUUCCGGUGUCGGAUAAACUAGGCGCCGAGGUUCAACUAACGUGUCUAUCCACCAUACCUGGGUUCCUAAAUCAUAAAGCUGACUACCACGAUUACGCCGAUUAUAGGUCGUCCUCGAUCAUAGUGAGCGUGGCAGCCAAAUCUGAGCCCGUGACUGCGGGAUGCGGAAAAGAAUUUAUUAGUAUCGUAGCCGUUGCAGCGACUGCCGCCGCCGCCGCCGUUGCGUUUCAGACGUAAUUUACGAGACGGAUUCUCAAACAACGUUUCGACGGUGUGCGUGUGCGCGCGAUUGUGUUUAAUGUACACAAUUCAAUGUAUAAAUAGUUAGUAUAUACAUUACUAUAGUCAUAUAUACAUUCAUAUAAAUAUUAAAUUGUUUACUUAAUGAAAAAUUAUUCAUGCGAACCUUUUGAAUCGUAUUCGGGAAGAUUAUUUAACUGUUUAAACGCGUAUUAUCGUUGUGGUGACCCGCUGUGGACGCGAACUGUAACAGUAAGUUCUGUAAUAUUGUAUAGGAAAUGCCAUAAUAAAUUUGAGUAUCGGUGUAUACAAUAUACCACUUGAAUUUUUUUAAUUGAAGUGUUUCAAAAUUGAAAGUUUCACUCUUCUAGAUUAAUUUCAAUGAAAUUAUGAACAUUUUUUUUUCUUUUAAACGUAUUUGGUCAUAGAUAAUUAUUAUAAACGAUUGUUUAUUACACACAGAAAAUAUCGAUAACGACUUACGUACCAACAUGUUUACGAAUUACUACGUUAGUGGUUAUAAAUUAGGUAUGAAUGAUGUAUUGGUAUUAUAAUAGGUAAUAGGUAUUAUCGAUUAUUCAUCAUUUUAUCGCUUACCAAUUGGGUCCCCGUUGGCUAUUAUUUAUUUUAUUUAUUAUUUAUUGUAAUUCGGUACAAUAAACCAACUUUCAAAAAUCUUCUCUUACUGAAAAUGUAAGACUAUAAACUUUUAAAUACAAUACACAUUUUUUUUUAAACAUAUAUUUUUUUUUUAACAUUAAUGAAAUAUUUUAUGAAAUUUCAAAACUCUAAAUAUAGUGUAUACAGAUGACUUUGGGUCGAUUACAUACACUUCCUGGUCAGUGUUACGUAACGUUUGAAGGUGAUUUUUUUUUCAAUUUGUUUUCAAAUUUAUGUUACUGUCAAUAAUAUUUGAAUGGUAAUACAUAUUAUUACAUGAUAUUAUUGAUAAUCAAAGCGUUUUUAAACCAGCUGAAAUCUUCCAUCUGCAGUGUGUCACCAUUACGUGUAUAAUGUAUAAUAUAGAUAGUUGUAAUAAUAUGUUAACAUUUUUUUUAACCAUAAUAUUUUGUAAAUAAAAAAAAUUAACUAUAUAGUCAUAAAUUUAAAAUUCCUAAUGAAUAAUAUUAUUAUAAACUUAUCGAAAUCAGCGCUUCUGAAAUAAUUGUCUCCGUGUCAAUUAAAAUCGUGUAUUUUCGAAAUAAAUUAAUAAACGAUAAUAUGUCAUACGAGUAAAAUAUAAAGAAAACUGCAGCUCGUGUCUAAGCACGAAGUGACCGUUAAAUUACAGUUGAAAUACAUAAUCUAAUUUGACCGGAGGUCGUCCUUGUUAGGUACUUACUGCAUCGUUCCGAAAAAAAAGCAUUUAUUUCGCGUUAAAUAAUAAUUUACCAGAUAAAUCUUCCGAAACGACAAAAUAUUAUAACAAUUUUCGAUGUAUUAUUUUUGAAAAUCACAACUGAAUAUUUCGUUUCUGUUAUUUAUUACUAUUUGAUACACGUUCACAAUCAAAAUGACAAUACUGUAAUAUUGAAUGAAACCUUAUUGCGUAAAUUUCUAAUAAAAAAAUGCAUAAAAUCAAUCGGUUUUACAAACUAUAUGACACUAAAUAAUACUACCGUUUAACUUUCUUUAUUUUCUAGGUAAUUUAUUUUAUUAUUAUUAUUUAUUAUUAAAAUAAGAUAAUGCUGUCAAUUAUAAUAUACGCAUACAAAUCGCCUUUUUCGAACGGUUACUGCGAAAUUUACCCUUUUUAUGUUAUACCUCGACCUAUGGUAAUAUAUUAUUUUAAUUAUUAUCAUUAUGCUAUAUAUUAUUGUGCUAUAUAAUAUGUAUUUAGAUAAAUAUUAUUAUUGUUUUCUACUUAUACUGUAAAAAGUUUUAUUAUAUAAUAUUAUUAUUUAUUACAUCUCUAAAAUGUACAUAGCUAUAAAUAGUAGGUAUAAUGUUAUUGUUAGUAAAAAAAAAAUGUAUUUAAAAAAUGUUUAAGAUAUUGUUACUCCGAAUGAUUCUAUUUUAUUUCUUAUAACUGUAGCAGUUGUUUUAACCGAAAAAUCACGCUGGAUUUUCGCCAUUAUAUUCAAAUGUAUAAAACGAUAUUAUACGAUGUACUAACCAUAUAAUAUUAAUAAUUAUUAUUAAACUCUUUGAUUAAUUAAAUAAAUUCUUUCAAACGAUUGGGAGUGAACCGUAAUCGUUUUCACGGAUAAAUUCGUUAUUGUUUUAAGCAUUCAAAGAUUGAGAUUGUUUUUUUUUUUCACAAAGAUGGAGAAACAUCUUGGGUACGAAUUUGAUCGUUUUUAUUUCAUGAUAUGAAUAUUAUAUUAUAUUACCUAUUAUACUUGUUUUAAAUAUUUAUAAUCAAAAAAGUUGCAUUUCGUCACAUAAAACAAUUUCGAUUUUUAUAUGAUACUUUAAUUUGAUUUCGUCGCUUGAAAAAUAAUAACAAUGACUGUUAUACUACGUAGAUUGUAAGAAUAAUCUUAUCAAGUCAUAAUAUUAUAAUGUUAUAAUAUUAUUAUUAAUAUAAAUGUUACGAGCGUAUGUAACGGUUAAAUGUACUUAAAAAAUAAUUAAUUAUUGUAUCCAUAAUAAUAAACCGCCACGCGAUAUUAGUUGAAAAACUGUGAUCGUGAGCGUAAUCCAAACGGAAAGUGCUAAAAAAUUGUUUUCUGCGUAUCGUAAUGUCAUCAUACCAUGGUGCAUUAUAAUUUGUGAUGUUACCUACGUAUAUUGUGUACACAUCAAUUGUAUUAACGUAUUGUAUGUUUAUUAAAAACACAUUUUAAAUUAAAA
Metopolophium dirhodum (rose-grain aphid) is the source of this 4696-nucleotide messenger RNA. RefSeq lists its product as uncharacterized. The coding region runs from base 1061 to 1897 and encodes 278 amino acids. The transcript has 8 exons. The record is from RefSeq and is a predicted model, not a curated record. NCBI's taxonomy places the organism in Eukaryota, Metazoa, Arthropoda, Insecta, Hemiptera, Aphididae.